Molecule: messenger RNA, 870 nt
Organism: Plasmodium knowlesi strain H
Lineage: Eukaryota; Apicomplexa; Aconoidasida; Haemosporida; Plasmodiidae
Product: voltage-dependent anion-selective channel protein, putative
Exons: 7
Coding region: 1-870 (289 amino acids)
Source: RefSeq, a predicted model, not a curated record
AUGGAUUUCCCGAAGCUGUUGAAUAAGCCUUCACUGGACUUAAUUAAGAAUGAUUUCCCUCAUGCGAACAAAUUUGAGUUAGAGCACACGAGCAUUUCGAAGCAGCCGUUCCUGAAGAGCGGAUUCACUUUCGCCAACAACACCUACAGCAUCUACACGAAUUUGAAGAAUAAUAUUUACAACACGAAGAAUGAAAUAAAAUUCGACGCCACGGGAAUAAGUCUCCUUGAUGUGAAGUACCAGCCCACUUACGUGAGGAAUCUUAACCUCUGCGGGAAGUACACCAAGAGCAAUGGAAAGGGAGAUGACACCUUCGAGGUGUACAGUGAAUACACAUCGGCUAACACUAACAUAUUUUCCUCCAUCAAUGUCAAGAAUCUCUUUUUCAAAUAUGUCCAUGUGGGUUCACAUCCCAAGUUCCCACAGUUUAAAUUUGGAGGCCUACUACAGGGGAAUAUGGAUGUGAAGAACCUGCAAUACGCAUUUGGAGGAGCCUACACGAAGAAUAGCUACGACAGCCAAUACAUCUUUUCCUUCCGAUCCAUCCCCACGAAUAAGCACGCCUGCGGAAGCCUUGCAUUGAACCUCUUCUUUCAGAACAAAAGAUUGAAUGACAAUGCAGUGAGCAUUGAGCUAAUGCAGAACAUUGUGGAGAACAAAUCGAGCAUAAACGUUGCAUCCAUUUGGUACCUGAACGAUAAGAACACUGCCGUGAAGACUAAAAUUAGUAACGACACCAAAGUCGCCGUGUCGCUUACGCACAAGUACAACGAAUUUGUGUCCAUCUCUUUGGGAUCCCAGGUCGAUAUCACGAAAAUGUCCCUCCCGGAUAGUACGAAAUUUGGAGUCAAGCUGUUCUUGAAAUCUUAA